Morchella sextelata is the source of this 1287-nucleotide messenger RNA. RefSeq lists its product as uncharacterized. Lineage: Eukaryota; Fungi; Ascomycota; Pezizomycetes; Pezizales; Morchellaceae. Bases 1 to 1287 code for a protein of 428 amino acids. The transcript is spliced from 3 exons. The record is from RefSeq and is a predicted model, not a curated record.
AUGAGAUCCACAACAUCCCGCUCCCUCGCAUUGCAGCUCCUUCUGCUCGUGCCGUCUCUCAAUUUCGCCGCCGCGACGCCUGCCUACGAUUGGCCAGCCGGCAUUGAUCCUUCGGUAAAGUACUGGCCGCCUGGAACCGGACCGCCAUCGAAGCGCUCGCUGCAGGAGGAGUACGCCGAGUUCAACACGACGGAUCGAUGCUCCGCCGUCAGGAAGGUCUCCGCAGAGAACCCUGCCGAAAAAUACUACUGGGACUGGGAGCAUGAGGCGAGGAGUCAGCAGGGGUUCCUAGGGCUAAGCAACUUGGAGGUUCCCGAGGAGGAGCCGGAGCUGGAGCUGGAGCUGGAGGAUGGGGAGGACCUUGAGACCCGAUCCAUUACUAAAUACAGGGCACCACUUAGGAUGAGGAGCUUUGUGUCUAAUGACGGCAUCAUUGAUAUACUAUUGGGGAAGAGGCAGAAUUUCGAGUGUCCGACUGGGACUUAUGCUUGCACGGACAUUGGUGUUCCCGGCAGCUGUUGUAGGACGUCCGAGAUCUGCGAGAGGAUUACAGACACUGGCCAACAGUGCGGUGGCAGUCUUACGAGCUGUGGUGAUAAUAUGAAAACCUGUGCCAGUAACCAGGGUGGUGGAUGCUGUAUCUCAGGAUACUCCUGCUCUGUGAAUGGAUGUAUCGCCGAUUCCGCUGCUGGGGCGGCAUCUACCUGCUCCAGUGGCUUUUAUGCCUGCCCUUCAAACGUUGCCGGCGGAUGCUGUCCCUCCGGCCGUCUCUGUGGGGUAACUGACUGCCCUACCCAGACUGCUACUGCUACUGGCGCCGCCGCAAGCGGUGACAUUUGCCCCACGGGAUAUUACACCUGUGCCCCGCAAUACAAUGGCGGGUGUUGCAGAAUUGGUCGCGACUGCGGUAUCACCGAGUGCCCUGAGAGAGCCCUUACAAUCAGUGCAGGGGGCGCUGGAGGAGGAGCCGGAGGAGUUCUCACUAUGACUGCUCCGGCAAGCUGCGCAACGGGAUGGCAGAGCUGUGCAAGCAGCCUUGGGGGUGGAUGCUGCCCCAAUGGUUACAAUUGCGGCUCGACCAACUGCCCAGCGGUCACUCUUGGGAGCACCGCAUAUAUCAUUUCUGGAAGCACUGUAACAACAGCGCUCGUGAUGCCGGCGACCGCCAAGGCCCAGCCCACUAACGCCGCAUCGAUCGUCAUUCCAAACGACGGGAACAAAAUUCAGGACGUCAAGAAGGUCUUUGUUGUCGUUGCUGUCGUUCUUGGUGUUGCGGUUGCUGGUUAG